Molecule: messenger RNA, 911 nt
Organism: Poeciliopsis prolifica (blackstripe livebearer)
Lineage: Eukaryota; Metazoa; Chordata; Actinopteri; Cyprinodontiformes; Poeciliidae
Exons: 5
Coding region: 1-852 (283 amino acids)
Source: RefSeq, a predicted model, not a curated record
AUGACUGCUCAGCUCCUCCUGGGGGUGUCCCUCUUUGCCUGGUUGGUUCUGGAUGUCUGUGGAUUGUCAGUUAAAGGUUUGCAGUCUCAACACCAGAGCAGCAGCAGCAGCAGCCGUGGUGGCGGAGGCGGCAGCAGCACCAGUGCAGGAGGGAAUGUUGCUUUUCGCAGAGCAAGUUCUGGCUCCAGUGAUCCUGCAGGUGUCUUCAUGCAGCAGCCCAGCCGGCCCCAGUCUGUGCAGCCCGUGUUUGUCGGUGUGAGCGCCGUGCCUGCUGCUGGAUACGCUGCAGGUUCUGCUCCAGCAGGCUACUACAGUGGUGCUCCUUACAUACCAGGUUCUGCUGCUGGCUCGCCACAGGCUGCAGCUGGUCAGUCUUCCCUCCCAGAAUCAAAGUGGACAAUUCAAGACUUUGAGGAAGCAUCAAGUGCACAAGCCCAGAGUCCCAGCGCCCCUCUCUCUCCUCCAGUGACCCUUCAGUCUGGAGAAACCUCCAAAGCUGAACUUGGGAACUACCACCACCAGCAGCAGCAGCAGCAGAUGGAGGAGUUUGGUUAUCCAGCUGGUCGUAUGUGGCCUGGCCAAAGUCUUCCACUUGUCACUACACCAAAUCUUGGUGUGGGUGGCUUGUGGGGCUACUCUUCUCUCUACCCCCGUCAUUGCCCUUUUCCCUACCCUUACUUUGACUACAGGCUCCUGUAUGGUCUGUACCCCCCUGGCACCUAUAACGCCUUCAGCAGAAAUGAUGUGAGGGGCAAAAAUUACUACAGACCAGGCACUAUGAGACAGAACAUGGCUCUGAUGCUCCACAAAUGGCCCAGAACCCUGGAACAGGCAGAAGGUCUAACCAGAUGAGGAUGUGAUUGUGAAACUGAUGACUGGUCCAAGCAGAUGACUUGCAUUAUUCAAUAAAG